UGUGAGGUGUGUGAACCUGGUUACUUUGGUGAUGCCACUGGAGGGUCUCCUGUGGAUUGCAGUAUUUGUGAAUGCCCCUUGGGAACCACCUCCAAUAGUUUUGCCUCUUCCUGCUCUCUUGAUCCUCUCAAUCAGCUUCUGUGUAGCUGUCGGGAGGGCUAUACUGGACGUACUUGUGAGAGAUGCGCUGAUGGUUUCUAUGGUGACCCAACUCAACCCGGAGACUAUUGCAAGAGGUGUACAUGCAGUGGAAAUCUUGACUCUAGUGUAAACGGAAGCUGUGACACUCUAACAGGACAGUGUCUCAAGUGCUCCAAUGCUGCUACAGGUGAUGACUGUGACCGCUGUCUGACUGGUUACUAUGGCGAUGCAGUUGUUGCCAAGAACUGUGCAAGGUGUGCAUGCAGUGACUGUGGCACUGUCACGGCAGUUUGUAACCACACUUCCGGGUUUUGCCAGUGUAAACCCAAUGUCAUUGGAGAUCACUGUGAUAGCUGCAAGGUAAAGUAA
Molecule: messenger RNA, 510 nt
Organism: Porites evermanni
Lineage: Eukaryota; Metazoa; Cnidaria; Anthozoa; Scleractinia; Poritidae
Source: the annotation of a GenBank genome assembly